AUACCAGAAAGCCUCGUGGGCGUCAUCUUCGGUGUUCAGGGUCGGAAUCUGGUCGACGUCCAAUCGGCGACCGGCAGUACCAUCCAGGUCGGGCCCAAGGGGCCGUUGAAUCGGCAAAUCAGCUUGUCCGGCACGCAGGCCAGCGUGGAACUGGCCGUCGAGAUGAUCUCCCGUCGGCUCGGUCAAGAGGCCUCCCGACGACAGGCCUCGAGUGCCGGUCUCGCCUGGCAACCGGCCGCGCUCGGCACCAACCCCAUCGUCUCCGGCGCUGACUUCGGCCUCGUCUCCGCCCAACAGACCGGCAUGCCACGAGGCGCAUCGGCUCAUCUGCUCAACGACGAGCUCCUCUCUUCGCUCGACGACGACCUGCCCGGCGCCAAGUGA
Messenger RNA from Protopolystoma xenopodis, 384 nucleotides. NCBI's taxonomy places the organism in Eukaryota, Metazoa, Platyhelminthes, Monogenea, Polystomatidea, Polystomatidae. The record is from the annotation of a GenBank genome assembly.